Molecule: messenger RNA, 564 nt
Organism: Microdochium trichocladiopsis
Lineage: Eukaryota; Fungi; Ascomycota; Sordariomycetes; Xylariales; Microdochiaceae
Product: calcineurin regulatory beta sub-unit
Exons: 4
Coding region: 1-564 (187 amino acids)
Molecular function (GO): calcium ion binding; calcium-dependent protein serine/threonine phosphatase regulator activity
Source: RefSeq, a predicted model, not a curated record
AUGGAUAACAUUGUCUCUGCCACGAACUUCGACCGCGAAGAGGUUGACCGGUUGAGAAAGAGGUUUAUGAAGUUGGACAAGGACAACUCUGGAACAAUCGAGCGCGAAGAGUUCCUGAGCCUGCCUCAGAUUUCUUCGAACCCCCUGGCGACGCGAAUGAUCGCCAUCUUCGACGAGGACGGCGGUGGCGACGUUGACUUUGAGGAGUUCGUCUCUGGGCUUAGCGCGUUCAGCAGCAAGGGCAACAAGGAGCAGAAGCUCCAAUUCGCCUUCAAGGUAUACGACAUUGACCGCGAUGGCUACAUCAGCAACGGCGAGCUCUUCAUCGUGCUCAAGAUGAUGGUCGGCAGCAACCUCAAGGACCAGCAGCUCCAGCAGAUUGUCGACAAGACGAUCAUGGAGGCCGACCUCGACGGCGACGGAAAGAUCAGCUUCCAGGAGUUCCAGAAGAUGGUGGAGAACACCGACGUUAGCAUGAGCAUGACCCUGGGUGAGUCUUUUGCCAGUUUUGAGGCGUGGAUUUUGAGUGUCACGAGCGGCCACAUACUGACUUCCGUGAUCUAG